CCCAUGGCCUAAAGGCUGAGGCCAGGUGCGUUACGACAGACCAAAAUGAAAGUUUGGUAUUUGAGUUGAAAGAAAAAUGAAAAAAAAAAAUCAAAAAUAAUUGAACCAUUUUUUGGGCAUAGAUGAUUAAAGGAAAGUUUCGACCCUUUUUGUGAAGUGUGAAAACCUCUUGGUUUUUACAAAACACUCGUUCCUUUGCAUCGACUCACUAAAGAGCGUGUUUUUAACAUGCAUUUAAACAAGCAACAGUUGAAAAGUCUUCAUAAAUAUCAAUACGCGGGUGUUGAUAAUUCUUUAUUAUCUAGACAUGUUUUGAAGCCGUACUGGUGGAGCCAAUUGCUCAAGGUGAUCCCAAUGUGGAUGGCGCCGAAUUUGAUUACCUUGACUGGAUUGGGAUUUGUCACCGUGAAUGUCAUAACCAUGCUCGUGUAUAAGUAUGGAUAUGAAACGGACGGAUACCCCGGGUGGGUAUACGCGUCUUGGGCUGUAGGAUUGUUUUUGUAUCAAAGUUUUGAUGCAAUUGAUGGAUCACAGGCACGUCGAACCAACAGUUCGUCUCCACUUGGUCAACUAUUUGACCAUGGCGUGGAUGCCAUCAACACAAGUUUGGAAGUUUGGCUAACCACAGAACUAUUUCAAAUGAGUAUUCCCUUGACUAUCUUUACUCAAUGUGCUUGCUUGUUAUACUUUUACGCUUCUACAUGGGAGGAAUACCAUACAGGCGUCUUGUAUUUGUCUUACUUUUCUGGUCCGGUGGAAGGCAUUCUUGUGGUUUGUGUAUUGUUUGGUAUAACUGCAUAUACCGGUGGUGUAUUUUGGACAAAACUUCAUCCCACCCCAGAAUCCUUUGGCACCAUUCGUUCUAUGAUUCCCUACUACACAUAUGGCUCUUGCAUGUUUUACCUAAUGAGCGUUGGUUUGUUUUUGAAUGUAUUCCAAAGUAUUCAAAAUGCUGCACGUGUAUUGAAAGAGGAAAAGAAGAGCGUUUGCAAGGGCUUGUUGGGACUUUCUCCCUAUUUGGCACAAUGGGCUGCCGUUUUUUUGCUCUAUGCCAAAUACCCCAACCUGUUUGAAGAGCAAUUUGUUACAGUUUAUUUAUUGAAUGCCAUGAUUUUGGCCUAUUCUGUUGGUAUCAUCAUCGUCUCCCAUGUGACCGAAUCUUCCUUCCCUCACUGGAAUGUCUUGAUUUUGCCGUACAUGGUGAAUGCUUUGGACGCCUAUACAUUUGGAAUCCUCGAAGGCUAUCAAAAGGAAUAUAUAUUUGCUUAUAUCGGCUUUACUCUAGGAAUCUAUGGAAACUUUGUCGCUCAUGUAAUAUCAUCCAUCACCGAAGAGUAUGGCAUUCAUUGCUUGCGACUUUCCCCCAAGCCAGAAGAAAAGAAAAAUUAGUUGAAACUUUGAAACGAAACGAAACGAAACGAAAAGAAAAGAAAAGAAAAGAAAAGAAAAGAAAAGAAAAGAAAAGAAAAGAAA
This is a messenger RNA of Schizosaccharomyces octosporus yFS286, 1473 nucleotides long. RefSeq names its product diacylglycerol cholinephosphotransferase/diacylglycerol ethanolaminesphotransferase. NCBI's taxonomy places the organism in Eukaryota, Fungi, Ascomycota, Schizosaccharomycetes, Schizosaccharomycetales, Schizosaccharomycetaceae. The transcript is spliced from 2 exons. Gene Ontology annotation, cellular component: membrane. The record is from RefSeq and is a predicted model, not a curated record. Gene Ontology annotation, biological process: phospholipid biosynthetic process. The coding region runs from base 229 to 1389 and encodes 386 amino acids. Gene Ontology annotation, molecular function: phosphotransferase activity, for other substituted phosphate groups.